AUGUCGUGGAAGUUGACCAAAAAGUUGAAAGAGACACAUCUGGCUCCGUUGACGAGUGGCUUUGGUCGUUCAACAUCGACUUCGACUGUGAAGGGAGAGGAUGCCUCAGCUGCAACUCAGGAAACUCCUGAACUGACCACCACUACCAGUAAUACCAGCACCACUGCCACAAAUGGAAUAUCGGCUUCCGAAGCCUUGACCUCUCCUCCGGUUCAGCAGACCAAACCCGGUAUUUUGAUCGUAACACUACACGAAGGACGAAGCUUUUCCCUACCCCAACAAUAUCAGUCUGUAUUCAACAAUCACUAUGGCUCUGGAGUCUCAGGAUCCGUCAGACCCAGCUCUUCCUAUGCCGCCGGAGGGUCAAUGGCAGGAUCAUACGCACAAUCCAACCGACCAGUCUCAACUCAUGCUGGUAUCAACGCCGCUCCCACCAUUCACGGUCGAUAUAACAGCAAGUACCUGCCUUACGCCUUGUUGGACUUCGAUAAGCUACAAGUUUUUGUCGAUGCGGUAUCGGGUACACCAGAGAACCCUCUUUGGGCGGGUGAUAAUACUUCAUUCAAAUUCGACGUGUCAAGAGUGUGUGAAUUGAGUGUUCAACUCUACCUGCGAAACCCUGCAGCGAGACAAGGAGCUGGCAGAAGUGAGGAUAUCUUCCUCGGCGGAGCAAGAGUCACACCAAGAUUUGAGGAGGCUCGACAUUUUGUCCCUGAUCCCAAGAAGAGUAAGAAAGAUAAUGAAAAAGCCGAGGCUCAAUUCGCAACCUCAGAAAGACAGGCAGGUCAAUUAGGUGCCGAAUGGCUAGACAUCCAAUUCGGCACGGGUUCCAUCAAGGUUGGCGUUAAUUACGUCGAAAGUCUCCAAGGCAGCCUGAAGAUGGAUGACUUUGAACUUCUCAAAGUGGUAGGAAGAGGUAGUUUUGGAAAGGUCAUGCAAGUUUUGAAGAAGGACACUGGACGAAUUUACGCACUGAAGACGAUCAGAAAGGCUCACAUCAUCUCGCGAUCAGAAGUCGCUCAUACCCUGGCUGAACGAUCGGUGCUGGCACAGAUCAACAACCCUUUCAUUACCCCGCUCAAGUUCUCCUUCCAGUCUCCGGAUAAGCUCUACUUCGUUUUGGCCUUUGUCAAUGGUGGAGAGUUAUUCCAUCAUCUUCAGAAAGAGCAACGAUUCGACAUCAACCGUUCUCGCUUCUACACGGCCGAACUACUUUGCGCUUUAGAGUGUCUUCAUGGUUUCAAGGUCAUCUACCGAGACUUGAAGCCUGAAAACAUCCUACUAGAUUACACUGGUCACAUCGCUCUUUGCGAUUUCGGUCUGUGCAAGCUGGACAUGAAGGAUGAGGAUCGCACCAACACCUUCUGUGGCACACCAGAAUAUCUCGCUCCUGAGCUCUUGCUUGGACAUGGAUACACAAAGACUGUGGAUUGGUGGACCCUUGGUGUUUUGCUCUACGAAAUGUUGACUGGUCUCCCACCAUUUUAUGAUGAAAAUACCAACGAAAUGUACCGAAAGAUUCUGCAAGAACCUCUUCACUUCCCAGGUCCGGAGAUUGUACCCGCCGCAGCCAAAGAUCUACUUCAGAAAUUGCUGGAUCGAAACCCCGAAAGACGACUGGGAGCUGGGGGUGCAGCAGAAAUCAAAGCCCAUCAUUUCUUUGCUGGAAUUGACUGGAGAAAACUGCUUCAGAGAAAAUAUGAACCGAGCUUCAAACCCAGUGUGAUCGACGCCCGAGAUACAGGCAAUUUCGACAAGGAGUUCACAUCCGAGGUGCCCAAAGACUCAUACGUAGAGGGACCCAUGCUCUCACAGACGAUGCAACAACAAUUUGCAGGGUGGUCGUACAAUCGACCCGUCGCAGGAUUAGGUGAUGCCGGAGGCAGUGUUAAGGAUCCUUCCUUUGAACAAAUCCACCAUUAG
Messenger RNA from Exophiala bonariae, 1923 nucleotides. RefSeq lists its product as uncharacterized. Bases 1 to 1923 code for a protein of 640 amino acids. Gene Ontology annotation, molecular function: ATP binding; protein serine/threonine kinase activity. NCBI's taxonomy places the organism in Eukaryota, Fungi, Ascomycota, Eurotiomycetes, Chaetothyriales, Herpotrichiellaceae. Gene Ontology annotation, cellular component: nucleus; cytoplasm. The record is from RefSeq and is a predicted model, not a curated record. Gene Ontology annotation, biological process: protein phosphorylation. The transcript is spliced from 4 exons.